GGAACUUUUCCGUUUCGUUUCGAGUUCAAGCUUGAAAGUGGCAGUUGAGUACUUCCUAGUGCGUAGAAUCUCGUUUUUUUUUUGUUUUGACUGAUUGGGCCUCCUGAAAUUCGCAGGUAGCUGGCAGCUCGCAAAGCCGAACUAGUUAACGUCUGCAAACUGUGCCUCCGAAAUAGCUUGCGAAAUAGCGACCUUGCUGACUAGCGUUAUUUAUCAUGAAGAGAUGCAACAGUUGCAUAGCUGAUAUAGCUAACUGGCUACUGGCUAACAAAGGUCGCUUGGUAUUUAGCCAGUUAGCAAAUUAGCAAGCUUGCGCUACCUACGGGUGUUUUCAGAAGUAGCGAAACGGUUCACUCGGCAAACAAGCAGGUCCUUGGCUGCCUCUGUGCCAGUGGAGAAGGAUGAGCAUGGAGGAGAAGCUGGAGGGCAUGUUGCUGAAGUGCAGCGGGGUGGUGGGGCUGCACCCCUCCUCCAGGGUCCUGGGCCCCGCUGGCGAAGAGGGGAGGCGAGGGGGAGGGGGUUUAGUAGAGUUGUCUUUGGGCGAGCGGGUGCUGGCCCAUCACGCCCUGCUGGUGGAGGACGAGGAUGAUGAAGAUGAGGAUGACGAGGAAAGUGUCCUGGCCCCGCACCACCUCGUCCCGCAGGGCGAGCUGAUGGUCCAGGAGGAGACUGUGAGGAACGAUGGGGAGGAGGAGCCUGACGCAGAGCUUCGGAGGGACCUCCCCCACAGGAUGCCGUACCCCCUCAACCUGCCUGUGAGCGUCAAGCAGGAGCUGCGGCUGCCGGACGCAGCGGCGGGGCUGAAGAGGGAGAAGGAGAGGAGGCCGAGGGAGCUCUCAGACUGCCUCAAGAAAAAGAAAAGGAAGCAGCGCUCUCCCGCAAAGAUCCUCACCAUUAACGAAGACGGGUCCCUGGGCCUCCAGACCUCCAAGUCUCACGUGUGCGAGCACUGCAGCGCCGCCUUCCGAACCAACUACCACCUGCAGAGGCACGUCUUCAUCCACACCGGUGAGAAGCCCUUUCAGUGUAAUCAGUGUGAUAUGCGCUUCAUUCAGAAGUAUCUCCUCCAGCGGCAUGAGAAGAUCCACACAGGUGAGAAACCCUUCCGCUGUGACGAGUGCGGGAUGAGGUUCAUCCAGAAGUACCACAUGCAGAGACACAAGCGGACCCACAGCGGGGAGAAGCCCUAUCAGUGCGAUUACUGCCACCAGUACUUCUCCAGGACGGACCGGGUCCUGAAGCACAAGCGCAUGUGUCACGAGAACCCGGUGGGCCGGGGCGGCCGGGCCGGAGCCAGAGACGGGCUGCUGGGAGCCGAGGACAGCCUGGGCUUCCCCUUCCCCCCCAAAGAGUGCUCCCCCGCCGCCAUGCCCCCAAAGAAGAAGCGCCAGCGAGCCGGCGAGAAGCCCCGCCUGGAGAAGGAGAGGGGGGACGCCAGGCCCUGCAAAAACGAGUGCCUGCCGCUGUUCGUCGCGGGCCCCGCCCACGUCCCGCCCGCCGUCUCCAAGGUGAAGGACGAGUACGUGGUGGCGGAGUACGCGGUGGAGCUCCCAGAGCCCACGCUGGCGGGGGGGCUGUCCGGGGCGGGGUCGCCCGAGGAGGCCCACCCCCCGAAGCUGGUCCUGAAGAAGGUGACGGGCAAGCGGAGCCAGAAGCAGCGGGCCGAGCCCCCGGGGAGCCUCUCCCCGCUGGCCGCCUUCGAGGACGGCAAGGCGGGCCGCUUCGCCUUCGAGCUGGUGGACAAGCAGGGCCUGCUGGACGUGGCGGCGCACGCGGAGCUGGACCCCGUGGACGGUGGCCUGCAGGGCGGGCCCAGCAAGCCUGCCGCCAGCAGCACCAACUACGACGACGCCGUGCAGUUCCUGAAGAAGAAGCGCUACCUGCAGGCGGCCGCCGCCUCCGCCGUCGCCGAGGCGACCCCCGGCGGGGGGCGGGACUACGCCCUGAGCGUGGGGGCGGCGUCCUCGCAGCCCGCCGUCACCCAGGCGGCCGUGGCCAGCGUCAUGGACGAGGACGACGCCGUUCCCGCCGCCAUCUUGGACGGGCACCAGACGCUGAGCGUGGAGAUCAAGCCCGGCCACGAGCGCCACAGCGUUCUGCCCGACGAGGUCCUCCAGACCCUGCUGGACCACUACUCCAACAAGGCCAACGGCCAGCCCGACAUCUCCUUCAGCGUGGCCGACACCGAGGUCACCUCCAGCGUGUCCAUCAACUCCUCCGACGUGCCCGAGUCGGGGCCCUCGGAGGCCCUGGGCCCCGGGCUGCAGGCGCCCCCUGCUGAGAAGGCCAGCAUGCUGCAGGAGUACUCCAAGUUCCUCCAGCAGGCGCUGGAGAGGACCAGCCAGAACGACGCCUUCCUGAACAACCAGAGCCUGGCCUUCGUGACCGAGACCCAGGCCCUGUUUCCCGCCGCGGAGAAGCAGUACGCCCCCGCCGGGCGCCUGCGGGCGGGGCUGGGCUCCCCGCUCAGGUCCCCCCUGGACAAGUCGCACUUCGGCCUCCUCGUCGGGGACGGCCAGCACCCCUUCUCCUUCUCGGGGGACGAGGCGAACCCCGCCUCCGUCUCGCCCACCGAGGACUUCCUGGAGCAGGUCACAGCGGCCAAGAAGGCCGAUGCCGCGGUGGUGGCGGCGGCCGUCCACCCGUCCUUCCAGAUGGGCGGCUUCGAGCAGAACUUCCGGUCCCCGCUCCAGACCUCCAGGUCCGGGAUCGCCUCCCAGUUCAGCAUCGUCAACGGGCAGCUGAGUCUGCGGGGCCAGGGGGGUGGAGCCUCCGACUUCCCAGAAUUCUCCUUGGUCAGCGUGACUGAGUCCAGAACUCAACUGACCUCAUCACCAGAUGCCACAAGCAGUCAGACUUUUGGAUGAAGGGGCGCAACCAUCCGUAUUCAAGGUCCUGUCAAAAAAAGCACUUUAUAUUCCUUUUGUUUGUGGUCUCCCAGCCUAGGUUGCACUGUAGGGGUGGUUCACUGUUCAAUACAUUAUAGUUUGAGAUAUCAUCUCUUCUGUUUUCCUGUCUUUUCUUUUUCUUUUUCUUUUGAUCACAUUUACAGUUUAAAUAUUCACACAUAUAUAUAUAAAAUAUAUCUUUCAUGUUAUGGUAAGCAACAAAUUGAAAACAAGGAAUACAAAUUUAUUGUCAUUUGUAGUUCAGUACCUUCUUAGAUUUUUAGAAUAUAUUUAUCUUUGUCGUUGUAGAAUGUGAUUUAAAACAAAACGUUUUUUGAUGAUGUGUGAAAAAGAAGCAGGUAUCAGUCUUACCUCAUAGCUGGCCAAUACGCCCACACCCUGUCCUUUGAACAUUUAUUUGACAAUCAUUAUGAGAUGCGGUUGUUUAUUGAAUGGCAGAGAGUUCAUAGCUAGACCACAUUGAUAUUCUGACCCACUGGCUUUGUAGGAGUAUGUAAAUGUUUUGCAUUUGCAAACCGCCACUGCAUCAAGCUAACGGUAAUGGUGCAGGGUCUUUUCUUUCCGGUCAGGGAGAAGGCUAAAGUUGUCAUUUACCUGUGGCUGGUGUUUAUAUGUGCUUUUUUAGAGCCUGUCUUCAUCCUUCUACCGUCCUCUUUUCAUAAUCUGAUGAAAGGGACCUUUGCAUUGCGUUAUUGGUUGCCAUGGAGAACACGGUUUUGUUAUUUAGCUCUCAUCAACAUUUCACUGCCAGCCCUCGCUAUUGCGUAAACACAGGACUGCAGGUGGGUGAUGUCAGGUUUAAACAGCACUGCUAAUGCACAGCAGUUUGGGCCUCGCUAUAAGCUGGUACAAACGAGCCAUUUCCACUGAUCACUGGUCUCCUUCCAUUACAAAAUGGAGCCUCUAUGUGUAUCUGCUGAAAGUGGUGGGGGAAGAGGCUUCACAAACCCCGUAAUGAGAGGACAUGGUGUGCUGUUGGUCACUGGCUCAUAUUAAGAAGACUUUGCUGUCCUUGGAAAAGACAAGUUUUAUUUUUCCAAGUCACACAUUGUGGCCAAAAUUAAAAAUAGACAUGACAUGAUGAAAGUAGCCACUGGAAAGACAUGACAUGAUGCGUUGAGGCGUUCUUGAGACCGGACUUUCCCAUUGCCAUUUACUUGUAUGUUCAGAAGAUAGGUGGGAGGCAAACCACAGUAACUGUGAGAGGAAGUUGUUGUACUCUCAUUUGGAUAAUCUAGCAAGUUGGCUUGCACUCUGAAUUCUGAAGCUGCUAAAAUUAAGUUGUUUUACACAAGCGCAAAUGUUUGAAAAAUAAUUUUUUAUCAUUUCCCCCAGCACAGAUAAUGAUAAAUUGUUUGAUUUGGUAAAGAAAGGUUCCGUUUGAUGUUAUUGAUUCCUUUUCCUAAUCACAAUUCGGUGAUGCACACAAUUUUAUGCGCUAAAAUUUUGUGUUUAUUGGUACAGUACUGAGUUUAAAAAAAAACUGAUUUGUAUCAAGAAGUGAUAAUGAAAUAAAUUGCUACUCAAACUAAGAGUAGCUAUAUUUGCACUUUGAACCAUUGUAAUCAGAAAUUAGUUUUUGGACAUUGUCCUAAUACACUGGGCUGAUUUGUGGACAUUUGAUGCCUUUUUAAAAUGAUGCCAAACUUUCAUUUAAUUGACUUUUGGAAAUGUGAUAGCGACCUGACUAAUGUUUUAUACUCUUUUGAACGAUUGGCACUGAUAUGUCAAAGGAAGUUGGGCUGAAGAACAAGAUUGUAAUCGAGUUUUAUGAAAUAUCAUGUCAAGUUUUUCCUUUGUUUUACGCUUUGCUUGCUGAAAUAUAUUAAUUUUCAUAUCCUGUCAAGUGCAUUUCAGUCUUAAAUCGCUUGCAUUGCACAAUGAUAUUGUUUUAUCUUCUGAAGAAAAUAGUUUAUUUUUUAAUUUAAUAAUGUAGUUGUUGCUUAAUCAGUGCCUUUACGUACCUGUAAACUCCCUUUGAUGCUCUUAUUGGAGCUGUUAAAUCUGGGGCGAGGAGACCCAUAAUACGCACUUUCCAGAUAGACUGGCUGCCAGCAUUGGGCUUAAGCCCUUUUCCAUUUCAUUCACCAGAAUUUUUGUCUUAAUGGAAGUUUAAUCUCUUCAUGUGUUUUGGAUUUUGGAAUGACUGUUUAUAUUUAAAGCACUUUUUACACCAUCACCGAUCAUGUCUUUUUGGAUUAAGACUUUCACUGGACUGCAGCAGUUUGUGGUGUUGGAAAAAAUCUAUAAAUAUUUUUAUUUCCCCCCAAUGACCUAAAGGUAUUAUGGCCUAUGUUAAAAAAAGGUGAAAAAUAGUGAUAGGGUUAAAUUCUUUGUUUCUUGCAGAAUGGUUGGUCAAGCAUAAUAGAAUAAAAUGCCACAAAAGAAAGAUUUUUUUUCUUGGUUUCAAAUAGGUUGUUUUACAUAUAUUUUAUGUCCAUAUCUGCAUAUGUUUGUCAUAUUCUUAACAACUGUAAUCCAUGCUUUAGACUUCUGAUGCGCGCAAUGUAUUCUGGGUACAGAAAUGGGUGGAGAGUUUAGGUUACUCGUUAUACUCAAUGCAAAACUCAAGGUGUGAUUUAAUAAGUGUAGGCUAUAUGCUUUUUAAAAUUGUUAGGUAUUGUUACAUUUUUAUUGUAUUUGUACAUAUAGAAGAGUAUUUAUUGCAAAUAUAGCAAAAUAAAUAAACCUCAAUCUCAGUCAAGUAAAAACGGAUUCAGAGAUGAAAUGUUUUGAUCAUUGUUACUCUUAAGCUAUCCCUGGUCAGAAGUUGAGAGGCAGUUUUACCACCUGUUGGUGUUUUGCUUUGAGAUAUUUGUACAGACGUCGUCCCCAAAUUUGUAAGGUUUCUACAGAAUUCAGCUAUUCUAUGAUCAUCAUUUUCCAAAUAUCAGUCUUACCCCUCGCAAUGUUUGUAUACCAUAGCUAGUGCAAGCCAGUCUUUGACUAUUUUUUUUGUUCUUAAAUCUCUUCAGACAAUCAAGAGAGAACUUGCCUCAGCAGCUCCACCAUUUCUCUUUACACACAUUCCUUUUCUUUUUUGUGCAUUUUAUGCGGAAGCCUGUGUAUGCUGUAAAUACAUUUUUGUAUUUGGAGUCGUAUGUAUAACUUCUGUUGCUGUAAAUACAAAACAUGUAGUUCUGCCAUUUAUUUGACCUUGUUUUCAGUUGGCAAUAAUGUGCUGUACCAUGUGAGUAACUGGAGUCUAGCAGAAAUAACUGUGCAGUGAUUUGCCUGUUUGAUUAAUUUAGCAAAACUGAAAAGUAAAUACAAAUAACUGAAAAAAUGCAAUACUUCAGUUGUUUGAUCGGUGCUGCAUUUUAAUAAAACAAUGCAAUAUUUUGGGAUUGCUUGGAGUUCUCCAAAUCUAAACCUGUGACCUCUCCAGUUGAGUACAUUAUUGCAGUCAUUCUGUUUUAUUAUUCAAUAUUUUUACAUUGAGUCGGUAAUCAAUGAAAUGUUAAUAUUUUUCUAUGGGAACCUGAAUAAUCUGGAGAGGAAAUUGGGACAUGUAGUUCAUAACAGAAAUGAGAGGACAAUUAACUAAUGUUAUUACUCUGAGUAUGUCUGAAUAUUACAUCUUAAAUUACCAAGUUCUGCAAAAAAAAAAAAAACAGAAAAACAAUGGUUGGAGGCUAUUGAUGAAAAACAAAUUCAAAUUUGAUUUGCAUGUCCUCCUUUAUGUCAUUUUUAGUACACUGGGUAUAUUUUUAUAUGUAAUGUAAGCCUUUUAUUGUAGAUGAUGCAUUUUGGUAGAGGACAAUUAACUUUCAUGCAAUAUUACGCAUACAUUUUGUCAAAAUCUAAUUUUAUUGGCUGUCGUUGGUUUUUGAUCGUGUCUUACUUGCAAUUGUGUAAUGAUUUGUCCCUAAAAUACAUGUGAUUUACAGUAUG
This is a messenger RNA of Anguilla anguilla (European eel), 6803 nucleotides long. RefSeq names its product zinc finger protein 148-like. The coding region runs from base 402 to 2867 and encodes 821 amino acids. Gene Ontology annotation, biological process: regulation of transcription by RNA polymerase II. Lineage: Eukaryota; Metazoa; Chordata; Actinopteri; Anguilliformes; Anguillidae. The record is from RefSeq and is a predicted model, not a curated record. Gene Ontology annotation, cellular component: nucleus. The transcript is spliced from 7 exons. Gene Ontology annotation, molecular function: DNA-binding transcription factor activity, RNA polymerase II-specific; RNA polymerase II cis-regulatory region sequence-specific DNA binding.